This is a messenger RNA of Lucilia sericata (common green bottle fly), 2619 nucleotides long. RefSeq lists its product as uncharacterized. The transcript is spliced from 5 exons. The record is from RefSeq and is a predicted model, not a curated record. The coding region runs from base 261 to 1031 and encodes 256 amino acids. NCBI's taxonomy places the organism in Eukaryota, Metazoa, Arthropoda, Insecta, Diptera, Calliphoridae.
AUUUAAGAAAAAAAGUUAUAUAAAAUAUUACCAAAAAUAUAUUUAAAAAACAUCAACUAAGUAAAGAAAACUAAAAAGAUUUUUAAUUAAAAAUUAAUUUAAUAAAAAAGAAAUAUACGUAAAAGUUUUAUAAAAUAAUUUGAAAAAUAUAUUAUUUUAAUUUAUAUUAAAAUAUCUAAUAAAUCACAAAGUAAAUUAAAAAAUUUAACAAUUUAAUUGUUUUUUAAAAAAGUAUCUUUAAUAAAAUAACUCACAAUACAAUGGAAUACCGGUGCUCGAGUAGAUUAACAACCAAAAUUUUAGCAUUAUUUUGUAUUAUUAACUUAAAUGUCCACAUCGCCAGUGCCUCAUUAUGGAACAGUUAUGGCAGCAGUAGCAGCAGCAGUAGUGAUAGUAAAACAUUAAGUUUGGCCAGAUGUAGUGGCGGUAGAGGUUUAAAAUAUUUAUCCGGUGAUGCUUUAACAGACUCACCCGAUUGCUUGGGUCCUAAUAAUGCUCCCUAUCCAAGUGCGGCCGUGGCGCGAACAUUUACCAAUUGGAACGGAAGUUCACGACGUGGCCGUCAAAGUAAAUUGCCAUCAACAUUAGAUCCCGCCAUUACAACUAGCGCUCUAUUGAGGGCUUACAAUGAAGUUAAUAAUGAAGAUAUUGAUAAUCAUCGUUUUGGCCGCUCAUUGAAGCAAACACCACAAGUCGACCAGUGCAGAAGUACCCCAGCACGUUUGUGUAAGACACGCUACAAUACCACCGCACCCAUGUAUGGUGUCAGUUUGACAUCAGGCCAACCCGUUACCAUUGUACAAAAAUUCCCCGAUCUCUUGCAACAAGUUGUCUUUGAAGUGUGCGAAUCUUCUGAAUGUGAUGUGGUUAGAGGUGAAUGUACUCAAACUUAUGUGCCUUAUUUAUUUUUGGUUAUACCUCUGGGCCCUGUUACCUUAACGGGCCAGGAUUAUGUUUUGGUUGAAAGUGGUUGUGUUUGUAAACCUAAAUAUUCGACAGGAGCGACUCAAGAACCUAAUAUGAUACCAUAGUUUAAUUAAAUUUUUCAUGUAUGUAUAUGUAGUAUAAGGCGGGCAAAAAAACAACAUCAACAACAAAAUUGUUUUGAAAACAAUUACAAAUUAUAUUAUUAUUAUUAAAAAACAUAAAAUUUGAAAAAAAAAUCUUUAUAAUUUAAAUGUAAUUUUAAACGAAAACAUAAACUACCAAAAGUACUGAUCUUUUAUGAUAAAUGUAAACAAAAGACAUGUUAAUGAAACAAAAUAAAUUCAUAAUUUCGGGGUUUUUAAAACACAACGGACAUAAUCACAGGCAGUUGUUAUGAAUUACAAAUGUGGCAACUUUAAAGGAAUUAUUCUAAAUUACAAUAUAGUCUGGUAGCCUUAAAGACAGCUGUUAAGUGGCAUCUUUAACUAGUGUUGCCAAAAUAUUACGGUUUUUUCUAUUGCAGUGCUUUUUAGCACUUUUCAUUAUGACGUUUGGCAGUAGUUAUUUAAGAAGCCAUAGUAAAGCAGAUUUAUAUGAAAUAUUGCCAAGGUGCAGCACUUUUCUAUAGAAUAGAAUUGCGGCGAUAUAAAUUUCUAUAAAAUAUUGCAAAGGCGAGAAUAGUGCGACGACGAAACACUUUUAUAUAAAAUAUUGCUAAGGCGAAACACUUAGCUAUAGAUUACUGCCACGGCGAAAUACUUUUUUAUAACAUAUAGCUAAGGCGAAGUAAUUUUCUAUAGAAUAGUGCCGCGGCGAAACACUUUUCUAUAAAAUAUUACUAAGACGAAGUACUUUUCUAUAGAAUAGUGACAAGACAAAACAAAUUUCCUACAUUAUAAAUUCCUAUAGAAUAAAGUUACGGCGAGUCAGUCUUCUUUCUUAGCGACAAAAACAUACAAAACAUACACUGUUCUAUAAAAUAUUGUCACGGCGAAACCUUUUUUUAUAAAAUACUGCUGAAACGAUUCAAUAUUUGUAAAAAAAUAAUGUCAAGACAUAGUAACACUUUUAUCUAUAUUAGUUCUUCGUUAAAACAUUUUCUUCCCAACUGUCCGGGAGUAUGUCCUCUUAUAUGGUUUUAAUUUAAAACAGGUUCAAAACUUUUGUAACUAAUAAAAUUUUCAACUUCCGAAAAUUAGUAAAAUUUUUAAAAAUUUAAAAAAAAUGUAAAUUUAAUUACAUUUUAAUAAAAAAAAACAUAAUUUAAUUAUAAGUUUGUUUUAAAAAAUAAAAAUUUCGAAAAAAAUCUUUUAAAAGAUUUUAAAAAUUUAUAAUUUAAUAUAUUUUCUUUAUAAAAUUUGUUUUCCUUUUAUGUUAAUUUUAAGUUUUAAUAACUAUUUAUUGUUCUUUGCUAUUUAAAUUCUUUUUGUAAAAAUUCCAAUUACGACAUUUUUCUAAACGAGUUUAUGGAAAAUUUUGUAAGUGAAAAAUGUCGUUUUUGGAAUAAUAUUUAUUUUUUUUUUAUUAAUAAAUUUAUUUUAAUUUAAAUUUAAGUAAAUAGUUUUUUAAGUAUAUUUUAAAUUAAGUUUUAAAAAAUAUUUUUCGAUUUAUAUGAUAAAUGUGUUGCAUUUAUUAAAUACAGAAAAUAAUGUUUUUGAAUUAAAUUAUUUAAAUAAUAAAAAAGACAAAAAU